UUUUCCUUUCUGUGUUUCUCUAGUGCAGUGCCUGGAGAUGACCACCAAACGGAAGAUCAUCGGCCGUCUGGUGCCGUGCCGAUGUUUCCGAGGUGAAGAAGAAAUCAUCUCAGUUUUAGAUUACUCCCACUGCAGUCUUCAGCAGGUGCCAAAGGAGGUCUUUAACUUUGAACGGACAUUGGAGGAGCUUUAUCUAGAUGCCAAUCAAAUUGAAGAGCUACCCAAGCAAUUGUUCAACUGUCAAGCUCUACGAAAACUAAGUAUUCCUGAUAAUGAUCUUUCAAGUCUGCCAACCACCAUUGCUAGUUUAGUUAAUCUUAAAGAACUCGACAUCAGUAAAAAUGGUGUACAAGAAUUUCCAGAAAACAUAAAGUGCUGUAAGUGUUUAACAAUAAUUGAAGCCAGUGUCAAUCCCAUUUCUAAACUCCCUGAUGGCUUCACGCAGCUUCUAAACCUGACCCAGCUCUACCUGAAUGACGCCUUUCUGGAAUUUCUUCCAGCUAAUUUUGGAAGACUUGUCAAAUUGCGGAUCUUGGAGUUAAGAGAAAAUCACUUGAAAACUCUACCAAAGUCAAUGCACAAACUGGCCCAGUUGGAAAGACUUGACCUAGGCAAUAAUGAAUUCAGUGAGCUGCCUGAAGUUCUGGAUCAAAUACAAAAUUUAAGGGAGUUGUGGAUGGAUAACAAUGCGUUGCAAGUGCUACCUGGGGUAUGUAAGUUUUAUUACGCCAUGUUGUUUAACAUUUAUGGUAAAUAUUGUGCUAAAUAUUGAUCUCAGUUAACAAUACUUAAUCUUAAAUCUCAGUGUUUGAAGUUUAAAAUAAAAUGACACUUGUUAGGAGUGUUCAGUCUCCAAG
Loxodonta africana (African savanna elephant) is the source of this 857-nucleotide messenger RNA. Its product is annotated as leucine-rich repeat-containing protein 7-like. NCBI's taxonomy places the organism in Eukaryota, Metazoa, Chordata, Mammalia, Proboscidea, Elephantidae. Gene Ontology annotation, molecular function: protein binding. The coding region runs from base 38 to 772 and encodes 244 amino acids. The record is from RefSeq and is a predicted model, not a curated record. Gene Ontology annotation, cellular component: axon initial segment; postsynaptic membrane; postsynaptic density. The transcript is spliced from 7 exons. Gene Ontology annotation, biological process: establishment or maintenance of epithelial cell apical/basal polarity; receptor clustering; neurotransmitter receptor transport postsynaptic membrane to endosome.